AUGAAUUUCUUUCGUCCUCCUCUAACUUCUUUUAUUAAAACUCUUGCUGAUCCAUAAUUGGAAUCAGAACAAUUUAUGAUUGGUAAUGAAUCUAUUACAAGCAAAAAGGAUGUUAUUAGAUAGUUACAAGAGUAAAUCCUAUAUUUUAAGGAGGCUCAUAAUUUUACAUAGUCAGAAAUAGAAGUGAUAAAAUAAUUUGAAUUACUCAUAGAAAGCAAAUAUAAGAGAAGAGCCAAUGACAUUCAGUCUCAUAGUCAACUUACAAAUUUAACAAGGAAAAAGAAGUCAGAAUUGUUUAGAAUGAAGCGUGUAAAGAAAAGAGCUAAGAUCAAGGUAUAUGCUAAGAAAAUUAAUGCAGCAAGAAAUAGAUUUCGAAUAUUGGGUUAAUUCAUAUCAAAUGAAGAGAUUCAAAUAAUAGAGGAAACAUUUGGUUCAUAUGUUUUCAGUGA
Molecule: messenger RNA, 449 nt
Organism: Paramecium pentaurelia
Lineage: Eukaryota; Ciliophora; Oligohymenophorea; Peniculida; Parameciidae
Source: the annotation of a GenBank genome assembly